CUGACAAGGCUCUACAAACCAUGUUUCUUCAACGACUCCCUGAACAUGUCCAAGAACUCUUGUCGGUUGUGGAAGGAGUAGAACUCAACAAACUGGCAGAGGUUGCGGACAAGGCUAUGGACCGAAGAAGAGUACCACACGUAGCCACCAUCUCCAACUCGGACAACCACAUUGCAAGUGAUCUAGCGGCACUGGCCAAACAAAUAAGUAAACUAUCAACACGUCUAGAGUGUUCAGACAAUCCUAACAAAGGUACAACCGCUCAGACAGACUCGACCAAAUCAACACAACAAGAUGACAAGUGGUUAGAGUUAAAAAACAUGAUCGAAGAACUAGCCAAGCAACGAAGAAGCUACUAUAACAAGAAUCAACAAAACCGCUCUGGUGGAAGAUCUCGUUCUAGGGAGCGAUAAGACGGAUUGUGCUACUAUCACCGACGCUUUGGUAAAGAAGCGAGAAACUGUGUUAGCCCGUGUUCCUGGAAGAAUCCAC
Messenger RNA from Cephus cinctus (wheat stem sawfly), 492 nucleotides. RefSeq lists its product as uncharacterized. NCBI's taxonomy places the organism in Eukaryota, Metazoa, Arthropoda, Insecta, Hymenoptera, Cephidae. Bases 21 to 413 code for a protein of 130 amino acids. The transcript has 2 exons. The record is from RefSeq and is a predicted model, not a curated record.